AUGCACCAUAUUUGGCAUGUACACGUCCUUGUUGCCACCAUCUUCUGUCUGGUUCUCUCUCCUCUUGUUCUCCUCGUCCUCUUUUCUGCCAGUGUGCUCUCUUCAUUCUUCUUCUGUCCUCCUCCAUAUGCCAACGAACUGCGCUGCCUGAUCACUCCAUCACCCUUAGCUUCGACCAUGCCCGACCUCUCUCUCUUCUGUCUCAUCGAUGGAGAACCCACGUCGAACGCGUUUCUAGUCUCGAUACCAUCUACAGACACCAUCGGUCACCUCAAAAAGCUCAUCAAGGCCAAGAAAACUGUCGCUUUUGCUGAUGUCGCAGCAGACAAGCUCACGCUCUGGCGCGUCUCGGUUACAAUCACCGACGACGAUGAGGAGAUUCCCAUCUUGCUCGACAACGUGGAAAAGAAUGACAAGAAGAAACUCGGCCCCGCAACUCGCCUGCACAAGGUGUUUCCUGAGGACCUGCCUGAGGAAACAAUCCACAUCAUUGUGCAACGCCCGCCGCUAGGUAUCAGCGAGCUGAAUAUUUUGAGCCGAGUUCCACCCGGUGUUAAAUAUGUCCUUCUCGCCGGCGAGGUUCCUUCCAAAACUACUACGGGAUCUCCAUUCAGCCAAAUACCUACGGAGGUUGUCGAAUGGGAUGGUUUUCUGGAAGAAGUGGCAUCUUAUACACCCUCCAACAACCGGACAUUCGAAGAACGCCGUUUUCAAUUUACUGAACACUGUCUGAUCUCGGAUGAAGGAACACUCUGCACCGCUCUCGAAUCGAAUGUGUAUCGUUUGCUAAACUGGCUGACACUCGAUGGGCAUUUUGGUGCUGCUGCUGCAAUCAAGAUGAUUGCCCAGCCAGAUCGCAUCUUUUACCAGCACCCAUGA
Molecule: messenger RNA, 879 nt
Organism: Gamsiella multidivaricata
Lineage: Eukaryota; Fungi; Mortierellomycota; Mortierellomycetes; Mortierellales; Mortierellaceae
Exons: 2
Coding region: 1-879 (292 amino acids)
Source: RefSeq, a predicted model, not a curated record